Messenger RNA from Misgurnus anguillicaudatus (oriental weatherfish), 2153 nucleotides. RefSeq names its product tripartite motif containing 109 (gene trim109). NCBI's taxonomy places the organism in Eukaryota, Metazoa, Chordata, Actinopteri, Cypriniformes, Cobitidae. Gene Ontology annotation, molecular function: zinc ion binding. The record is from RefSeq and is a predicted model, not a curated record.
CGAGCUGUGUUGUUUCAUUGUGGAGACACCUAACAAAGCAACAGCCAUAUAGGCUUUACAAGAGCAAUGGAUUCUCUUCUGUCCAAACAGAUUCAGUGCUCUGUGUGUUUGGGGGAUUUCACAGAUCCAGUGAGUUUGCUGUGUGACCACACGUUUUGCAGACAGUGUAUCAGCAGUCAUUCCCACAGCAGCCGGCUCAGAUUGUGUCCGGAAUGCCGCAGACCCUACACCAUGUGGGAUCUUCGAUCCAACCGGGUCUUACGGAAUAUGGUGGAUGCGGUGAAGGAACAUUUGACCGAACAACAAGCCCAGAGGGACAUGGUUGCUUCUGGAGCACACAGCGGGGCCAUGAGACUGUUCGAGGAACCUGAGAAGCUGGUGUGCUCCGACCAUAAGGAGAGACUCAAGCUCUUCUGUGAGACAGAUCAGAAACUAGUGUGUCUGAUCUGUAGGGAUUGUGUGAAACAUCAGGGACACACGUUCAAACCUGUGGAGGAGGCAGCAGAGCCCAGGAAGAAUUCGUUGUUAGAACCCUUGAGUUUCCUCUCAAAGGAGAACGAAGACCUGGAGGCCCUUAUGAAGAAACAGACUCACGAGAUCUCUAAAACUGAGGAGAGAUCCAGACAGCUCUCUGCCCAGAUCUCUGCUCAGUUUGAGGAGAUGCAUCAGUUCCUGAAGAAAAAAGAAGAGGAGGUGAAGAAACUGUUGGAGAAAGAAGAGAAGGACAUGGUGGAAAAGAUGAAGAGAAACAGAACAGAAAUAGAGGAAAAACUGAACGAUGGAAGAGAGAAAGAAGCAAUUCUACACUCGGUCUUAGAGACAAAUCAGCCAGAUGGGUUUCUGCAGUGGUGGAUUGAGAAAGGGAUGGAAUUUGUUGAAGAAAUGAAAGAUGAAGAAAACCACAAUGAUGAAAAUAAUGAAAGUGUUUCUCAAACAACACAGUUUAAAUCAGCGGUGAAAGAUCUGAACGUGACACCUAAUAAUCUGUUUCUUGGCCUUCGUGAAACUCACUUGCAGUUUAGUGUGUGGAAAGAGAUGUUGGGUUCCAUCAAACCAGUCCCUGAUCAUAAUGUCAUAUAUGACUGUCACGACCCAUACCUGCGGGUGUCCACGGAUAGUCGCUCUGUCGUCCGCACAUCCAAAAAGGGAUUUUUUUUGCGUCACAAAGACUACAGGCCUGUGGCAAGAACCCACAAAACCUUUCAGUCAGGACAACAUUACUGGGAGGUGGACGUAGGAGGGAAGAUAGACUGGAGUGUGGGCUUUGAUGGCGGAUGUAUAAGUAACUUGAACAAAGACAUUGGACUUCACCUUAAGCAUGACCGAGGAUACUGCAUCAAAGAGUACGACACAGUGAAAGAGAUAGAUCUGACAGUGAAACCACAAAGGAUAGGGCUGUACCUGGACUGUGACAGGUGUCAGGUGUGCUUUUAUAAUGCGGAUGAUAUGACAUUACUGCACACCUCCACAUACCCUUGUGCUAUACCGUACUCGCUCAGCCUCUCUCCAGGUGCUUAUCUUGCCGGAAAGAAUGCUGAUCCACUAACAGUUACCUGGAACUGACUGAAAUGGAAAACAAUCAGACGGUUAUUUAAGAUGGUGUAGUUACCAGAGAUUGCAGAUAUAGUGAAAACAGCUAUUUAAUAUUCUGUCUAUAGGAAAUAUUAACUGCUUUAAGAAGAUAAGAAAAGCCUGUUGUAUUUACUGAACUUGUUCUCAAAUGUGCGAUUCAGCAGGUGUUGGUUUCAAAGGUGCAGUGUAUAACUUAUAUCAGUGGUUCUCAAACUGGGGUCCGGGGCCCCCAGGGGGGCCGCGAGAUGGUGCCAGGGGGGCCCCAGUUUUAUGACAUUUUAUAAAAUACAUUAAUUUAUCAUGAAUUCUGUGAAAUUAAACCUAAAAAAAAUAAGGCAGCACUACUUUGCAUAAUUUAAUGUUGUGUCUAAUUAAAAUGUGAAGUUUUAGAACUGUUUUUUUGUGAUAAAUUUUCUUUGGGGGGGCCGCGAAGGAAUGCACUGUACACAAAGGAGGCCGCACGCUGAAAAGUUUGAGAACCCCUGACUUAUAUAAUGAUCUCUUUACAGAAAUGCAAUAUAAUAUACAUAAAUAUAUUAUCAGUGUAUAAAGACCUUACAUAGUAAACUCUACUGUUUUUU